Messenger RNA from Acanthaster planci (crown-of-thorns starfish), 2365 nucleotides. Its product is annotated as transmembrane protein 209-like. Gene Ontology annotation, cellular component: membrane. NCBI's taxonomy places the organism in Eukaryota, Metazoa, Echinodermata, Asteroidea, Valvatida, Acanthasteridae. The record is from RefSeq and is a predicted model, not a curated record.
UUAUAAAUUCAAAGUUCAAACAACGGACACGGCGCGUGUGCUAUGUUGGUUUCAAGUUUAGUUUGCGGAAUGGUGGAAGUGUUUCGUUGUCUCAAUUUUUCCAUUGAAUUUGUGGUUUUCCUUAUGUUAAUUGAUUUAGUAGCGCUCAUGUACCUUUUCGAGCUUCACUAACGUGGAUCUAGUGUCAUUUUUCAAGUAAGUGGUAUCUUUCCUGAACUUCCCGACCUUUAGUCAUAUCUCUGCCCGAAACGUCCCAGCCUCACUAUGAACAGACUGGGACAUGCCACCACCCCGGUGACCCAGAAGGCCCUGCAGCGACAGGCUGCCAGCAAGGAGACACGGCUGGCCCUGCUCUGGGGUCUGCUGAAUCUGGCCCUGGCUGGCCUCUGCUUCUUGGAAAUAACGUUCCACUCGCUAGCAGAUUUCUUCAACCUUCAGCCGCAGUUCGUUUGGUACCCCGUAUGCUUCCUUGCAGUCUUGUUCAGCAUCAACACUGUGGUUGAUCUGGCCAGGUACGCCUUGCCCAUAAUGCAGUGGACCCACCAGCCUAUCCACCUGUCACUGCAAGAGAGAAAUCUCCUGGGAGUCAACGAGAAUGCUGUCGGGUUCAAGACCUCAACUCCUUUCAGACCCCGUGUGGCCUCGGCCCCAGCAAACCUCUCCUCCCAGGGCGUGGCCAGCAGGAGUCCCUCCCUUCAGCCGUCCAGCACCUACCUCUACCAGACCACGCCCACCCUGGGCAUGCCCUCCAUGAGCUUCUACAACACACCUCAGGGGGCCGGCGAGAGGUCCCUGGUGUCACCUGUGUUUUCGACACCCCAAGGGAGUCCAUACACAACACCCCAGCAGUCCUUUAGCAGAGUGACACCACAUGGUAGCCCUCAUACAUCGAUGUCUGGCGUCUCGCCUUCUCCGCUCUUGCGUGAUGGCAACAGCAGCAUGCUACUACGAAAUCGGCACCAGUCUUCUCCGGUCACCCACUCUCCACUGACCUCUGAGGAAGCCAUCACUGACCCUGCAUCACUCAGUAGCUACUUGAAGACAGUGGAGGAGAUGGAGAGAAAGUACCAACUCGGUAGCAACGAAUCCUCCCCCAGUGGAAGCCCAUCCUUCUGGGCCUACAACCGCUCGGCAGCUGACUACACCCCCCUCCUGCGCAAAUUCCAGUACCAGCUGGCCAGCCGCUCCCCACAGUCACCCACCUCGCGCAAGGAUGACCCCGACUACCCGUCCACCUACCGCGCUGAUGAGGUGUGGGGAAGAGUCGGGGUCCGUCGGGACCAGCUGGACCACUGGAUCGAAAACCUUCGCAAGUGGAUCUCCCAGACAAUAAUGGCACCGCUGGCAAAGGCCAUAGACGAACUGAAUAUCACCCUGACUAAGCUGGGAAGGGCGGAGCUUCAAAUCGGAGAGGUCAGUUUAUCCUCGUUGCGUCAGGUGUCCCUCACAAAGAGUCAGGUUGUCCCCACACUGUCAAUGGUACUACCCUACCUGGAUGUCUCAGCCAAUCAGGAGUAUGUUGUACAGAGAAUACGAGAAUUGGCAUCGGGUGGUUGCAUAAGUGACUUCCGAUGGGACAGAGGAGGCGAUUUCAAGGGGCGUAAAUGGGAUGAAGAUCUACCCUCUGAUUGUGUGAUGGUGAUGCACAUGCUGUGUUCCUACUUGGACUUCCAAUUGCCCAGCGAUCCCAAACACCCCGACGGCAAAACCUUCACCAGCCAGUACUUCAUGAAAACACCCGAUAAGCCAGACCUGAAGAAGAAGGACAACCUGCUGCUGUUCCAGACAAAGAUCAACCCUCCCCAUUACAAGGUCAUCAUUGGUGACGACACCUGGGACCUGCCAAAGGGACACAGCAACAUGUUCCAGGCCAUUCUACUGAUGUUGCACCAUGUGAAAACAAAGGAACACGGAAUGCUAGGACGAGUCAAUUUGGGAAUGUCAGGCAUCAACAUCCUGUGGGUGAUCGAUGACAUUGAAAGGCUUCCAACAGUUCAUCAGUGAAGAAGCCUGGGGGCGCGUACGUACAAACAAGACCAUGGACCAUGGAUGUAUUGAGUUUAAAGAAGAAUGGAUGGAUGGAUGUGAAAAGGUUUUUAAUUUGCAUGGAGGUAUGUGGUAACUCAGUUUAAGAAUGCUCCCCUUGGGAAUCUGGUUCCUAAAGAACAGUGGACAGUCUGGGGUGUAAAGUGAUAAGAGUGCUAGAGUGACCCUCUAGGGUGGUCUGUUAAUUCAAGGUUGGCAUCCCAAUGUGUGCAAGUGAUAUUGGAUGCAAGACAUGUAUGGGUAUUAGCCACUUCCUGCCGGGGAGCCCGGUUUUGGGCACCGUGUGUUUAUAUGCGUGGCCCAGGUCUCCAAAAUCGGA